ACGCGCGGCCGCUCGAUCAUCGGCCGAUCGAUCGUCAAGCGUGGAUCCGGGAGCAGCGUCGCGCGAUCAGUGCGCGUCGCGCCGCGUGAUCGUACGUUUCGCGCCGUCGCGCCGCGUCGCGCUCGUCGGGCGAGUGCACGUGCGACGCGCUCAGUGAAGUGCGGGCUUUGCGCGAGAUACGAAUUCCACGCUCAUAACGGAUCCGCGCCUCUCCGAGGAGGUCGCGAGGCGUUCGCGCUAGGCCUCGACGCGAGAUCGAACGGAACGUGCACCACGGCCGCGGCUUUUUCGCAAAGCGACGAGUUUCGCGCGACGUUACGCGACUGGCGAGUUAACGAGGAACGGGGCAUGGCAAAAUAAUCUGCCGUCGCACAGCUGGUUUUCCGCGACGCGCCGUCGCCGAACUCGCGAUUACAUCGAUAUACAUUUCAGGUUGAAGAUGAAAAGAAUGUAUAAGUAUAAGAACAUUGAAGAGCAACGAGAUAUUCAAACGAAACUAGAGUGAGCCGCAACUGACCAGGCCUUAAAAAAGGGGCGAGAUGAUCCCUUCACCCACUGCCAAUCGGAGUUUCCUGCACGGAAGCGGCAAGGCUGCCCUAAUCUCCAACAAAGUCGUUUACGCCACUCUCGACAGCUUAGCCCUGAAACGAACGCGAUUGCCUCUGCAGUUGCUUCCUGUGGAGUGCGACAAUGUCGUUGGUAAACUGGACAAGAAGGAAAAAAGACUCAUCAACGGAAAAACGUCGAAUAAACGACCGUCUUACAAGGUGAAAUCCGGAGGUAGUCAUCAAUGGAAAAGUUACUCCAAGUGCCUGGUCUUCCCCUCCGCGAAGGCGGAGAACCAGUCGACGACUCGUGCCACCAGAAUACUAGAUAUCGGAACCGAAUGCAAUAUCGAGAAUACUCCCAGAAAGGAAAUUCAGGCACCAAUAAAUGCGACCGGUGUCGUAGAAAAUACCGUAGAAAGUCCAUUUUCUACUAGACUAUCUGCGAAAGAAGAAUCUCACGUUAAGGACUUUCGAAGCGGCAAUAAUAAUGGUUCAGCGCAUACGCAAACGGAGACGAAUUCUCGCGAUGACACCAGUCUCACCGAGGAUCAAUGCGAGAAGGAAAAGUGCUCGAUCGAAAGAAGACACUCCAAUGCAUCCAGCGACUACGAAAGGAUUAGCAUAACAGAUUACAAAGCGUCCACACACGAUCUUGAAGUUCCAGACGAGGCAGUUGCCGAAUCCAUCGCACACAUUUAUAAGAUAGAGAAAAAUUCUCCGAUUCCCCCGAAGAUAGCCACGAAGUCGCUGUCCGCGAACGACCUGGCGACGAGAGAGGCCACGUACGAGUGCCCUUUCGUGGGAUACUCGAGGCAGGACACGGAGUCGAUUACGAGCGACGAGAGCGAUGACGCGUCGUCGCGGCACAAGAAGAAGAAGAAGAGGAGAUUCACCAGAAACGUGCUGCACUAUGUACCGCGGCAUCUAGUGAAGCAGCCGAAGAAGAAGAAGAAGCUGAAGAAGAAACUCGCGCCGAGCAGCUCGCUGAGUUCCCUGAGGUCCUUGCGAACGGAGGCCUUCCCGAGGACCACCGGACUCCCGGACUCGUGCGUCAAGACCAGGGGCCUGUCGAGGGACGAGCUGAGGAGCGUCGUCAUCUCGUCGCCCACAAACUUCGUCCACGUGGCGUCCGCUACGAAUCCCAGCCUGAUACGAAACCCCGUCGGAUUCGAUCUGGAGCAGAUCGUGAUUACUCAUCAGCAGAUAUGCGCCACGUUACCUCUGAUCGUUAGAAAGGACGAGCGAGGCAAGAGUGGAAACAUCGAGCAGCCCAAGGUCGCCAUAAGAAUGCCACCCGCGGACGACGUAACUGCCAGGCAAUCCGGGCAAAACCAAUCAGCCAUCGAAAGUGUCGCGGAUAGGAGCGAUCGGACGAAUUACGCGGAGAUACAGAGCGACUUCUCGAGGGAUUCCCAGGCGGCGAAAGUUUUCGAGUCCGGCCAGAUGGUGAAAAUCGCGUCCGUGAACCAGGCUGAUUCACCGGAAGAGACGUACGAGCCGGUCUGCGAGUCUACCCCCGCGGCGCCGCCACGGGCCAACUGCAGCUUUCUGUGGAGCAAUCACGGGGCGAAGACAACCUGUCCAAAUGACAAGCCGGACGCGACGGCUGCGUGCCGUGCUUCAAGGGAAAACGACGACGGCACCGACAGCGAGGAAUACGACGACGUAGGGCCGUCGAACUUCGUUGCUCAAGAGGAAUCCGACUACGACGACGUGGGUCCGCCGACCUCUCGCCUCGAGGCCGAGGGGGCCGUCGCCGGGGCAGAGGACUGCGAGGAGAUCUACGACGACGUGAUGCCGCCCAGCUUCAAGCCGGAGAACCCGAGGGUCGUCGACGAGAGCGACUACCUGAUCCCGGGGGCCAGCGACGAGACGUCGCGCGAGGAGCCGGGCGUGGAGCUGCGAGCGACGUCCAGGGCGGGGACGUCGCCGCCGCGUUUCGCACCGACGACGAGCGACGAUCAGUAUUUCCCGGCGGCGAACAAUGAAUAUUCCAGCGUGGACUGCGAAAGUCAUCUGAGCGAGGAGGAGCGGGACGAACUGGGUGUGUAUGACGACGUCGGCCUGCCGCCCGGCGAGGAACGUGUCAAUAGCCUCUACGCCGGCUCCGCACCCGGCUCCGUCUUAGGAUUGACCUCGAUGAACGGCAAGGAAUCCGAGUGGGAGGACCUGGAAGAGGCCUCGUGUGCCUCGCGCUGCCCUUGUCGGACCAAUGAUCCGUGCGUUCGGGGAACCGAGGGGCAAGUCGCGGCGAGCAAGAAGAAGCUCGCUCAACGAUGGUCGCGGAACGCCAGGAGGCAACGGUCCAGGCGAUCUCGCAGGGGCAUCAAAGCGACACGGAUGACCCACGAUACCGCCAUCGACGACAACGUCUCCGACGACAGCACGUACGAGAGUCUGUAUUCCUGCCAGCCGGAUGAUUUCAGCAGCGAUUCGGAAACGGAGAGGAGCGGGUCGCGGCAGCCGCAGGGCGAUCACAGGGUGAUCGACGCUUAUCAGGAAUGUCCUACGAGGCCGACUCCGCCGCCGCCGAGGGAGGCCAGUCUAACUCAGACCCUGGGCAGGCGGAUAAAGAUGCUGCGCAGGACCUGGAGCAUCACCAAGGGCAGCCUAGGUAGGAUCAGGCGGCGAACGUCGGUCGACGAGUCCGGCUUCGACGACAAGGAGCCUCACGCCGUCAACGAGCCUCACGUCGACGCUGGAAGGUACUUCAAUUUCCGGCUGAUGCACUUCAGCCGAAAGAGCGUCGCUGGCCCGCCGACCUUCUACCUAGACGAGAACGACGGGAACGACCGCGACGACGUUCGUGACAACAACAACGGCGUCGCCAAGGAGGCGAUCUACACCAAUAGCCAGUACAUGGGAAGCGGUAGCGACGACUCCUCGACAACUCCGACCGGCACGGAUGUCGAUCAUUACAGCGUGCUCGCCGAUCAGGAGCCUCUCUAUCAGUUUUACGCGGCCUCGGUGGCCCGCGUUGCUUUCGAAUCAGAUUCCGAAGGCUACGAGGAGGUGGACGAUAUGACGUGGAAAACGGAACCGGCCGCGCCGGUCCUUGCCAGAUCAGGACAAAGAAUGCUCUGGUGUCAUACUCCGCAAGUGAUACACAGUGGCCUCUUACAGAAACUAACGCCGGAAGAGAGGAAGAUUCAGGAGGCGAAGUUCGAGAUCUUGACGUCCGAAGCGUCGUACUUAAAUUCUCUUCGGGUCCUACAGAACGAGUUCCUCAAUAAUCAUACGCUAAUGAAUGAGAUUCUAACACCGACCGAGAGGAAGAAAUUAUUCGGCGGCGUGCCGAACGUGUUGUCGGCCUCGCAAACGUUUCUAGCUGAGCUGGAAGCUGUGUGGAGGGAAGAUCCGAUGUUACCAGGCCUGUCGAAAGUAUUGCUGAGGCACGCCGAAAAGUGUCAGGCCACGUACGUGGCGUAUUGCUCGAACCAAGUCAGCAUCGACACGACUCUGAAGGAACUCAAAGCUCGGAAAGGCGUAAAGUUCUUGGAAGCUGUCAAACGCAUAGAGAUGCGACCAGCGUGCCAAAAUCUAUCUCUGCAUUCCUUCCUAAUGCUGCCAAUGCAACGUGUUACAAGACUACCCUUAUUAGCUGACGCCGUUGUUUCCAAAUUGUCGAUGGGAAAUUCGGACAGAAUUUCUUGGGAAAAGGUUUUAUCAACGUUGAGUAACGUCGUUGCUGAAUGCAACGAAGGUGCACGCGCUGCUGCGCAAGAAGCCGAAAUGGAGGCUUUGGCAAGGAAAUUGGAGUAUACCUCGAAAAUUAAACCAAUUAUGCUGAGAGGCAAGCAAUUAGUUAGAAGUGGAUCAGUCGUGCAACUGUCGACAAGAACGGACACCGAAUACAAGCUCACAUUCGGGAAGAAAUUUACCAAGACGCCGCUCUACCUUCUACUACUCACAGAUUAUCUUCUAGUCACAAAAUUGAAAUCUAAUGCUCAUGACGAAUGCUACAUCGUCAUAGACGCGUGCAAACGGAAUCUUUUGGCCCUGGAGUCGGCUUCCGAAGAGUCGCCCUUCGCCGGACGGAACGCCAUGAUCCUAACUUUUCUGGAGAACCAUUGUAGCCGCCAAGUAGAGUACAUCUUGACGUGCGAGAAUAAUACGGAACGGGAGCGAUGGUUGGAAGCUGUCUCGCCGCCCAAACGUGGCUUAGUUGGAGAAACGUUGUACGAAUCCUGGGACUGUCCGCAAGUAAUGGCCAAAUAUCCAUAUUCACCGAAUCAACCAGACGAACUAUCGUUACAGUCAGGGGACGUAAUAAAUGUACUCAGGAAGAUGGCGGACGGCUGGUAUCACGGUGAAAAAUUGUUGGACGGCGAGCAAGGAUGGUUUCCGGCAAAUCACACGAAGGAGGUUGCAUCGGAGCACGUGCGCGCGCGUAAUCUGAAGCAACGACAUCGUCUUUUAGCACUCAGCAACAGCGUAAUACAACAAAGAAGAGCGAGACAAAAUCAGGGCAUUCAUUGACGAAAUUAAAAUGUGAUCUGAGCUCGAAUCAGAUAUUGUGAUUAUUAAUAAAUUAUUUGUUUAUACAUA
This is a messenger RNA of Vollenhovia emeryi, 5096 nucleotides long. RefSeq lists its product as uncharacterized. The record is from RefSeq and is a predicted model, not a curated record. Gene Ontology annotation, molecular function: guanyl-nucleotide exchange factor activity; protein binding. Lineage: Eukaryota; Metazoa; Arthropoda; Insecta; Hymenoptera; Formicidae. The transcript has 15 exons. Gene Ontology annotation, biological process: activation of GTPase activity. Bases 540 to 5027 code for a protein of 1495 amino acids.